Messenger RNA from Guyanagaster necrorhizus, 1257 nucleotides. RefSeq names its product GDSL Lipase/Acylhydrolase. The transcript has 6 exons. The coding region runs from base 170 to 946 and encodes 258 amino acids. The record is from RefSeq and is a predicted model, not a curated record. NCBI's taxonomy places the organism in Eukaryota, Fungi, Basidiomycota, Agaricomycetes, Agaricales, Physalacriaceae.
AGAAUUAACAAACCGUCAACCUCCCAGAUGAAGGCUCUCUUAUUCGUUACAGAGAUCGAUAUGCGAGAGUUUGAGUCAGUCAUGACGGUUGAGAACAAAGUAAUUCGUCUGAGAAUAUAUUGCGGCUGUACAUACCUCUUUACCUUUUUGCCCCUGUCAGUCUUCAUCCAUGGCGGCAUAUGUACAGGACUGCAUCAUGCUUUUUGGUGAUUCUAUUACUCAGGGCGCCUGGGAGGAAGGAGGAUUCAGCCAACGCCUGUCUCAUGUAUACGCGCGAAAGCUAGAUAUUCUGAACAGAGGAUUGUCUGGAUAUAACACGGAAUGGGCUAUCCCAGUAUUUGAACAGUGCUUCGCCAAACAACACGAGCAAGGACAUGUUCCCAAAGUUCGUAUCCUCACCAUCUGGUUUGGUGCCAAUGACGCUUGUAUCAAACCAUCCCCUCAACAUGUCCCGCUUGAAAAAUUCACCUCCAAUAUCAAGCAUCUGAUAGACCUGGUGCAUUCCAGCAGAUCGCCCCAUUAUUCGCCUGAUACCCGAAUUAUUCUUAUCACCCCUCCACCGGUGAAUACUCAUCAACGGAUGGCUGAUCUACAGUCCAGAUCAACGCCUUUGGCACUUGAUCGUUUGUUCGAAACGACCAAGCAAUAUGCUCAGGCGGUGAUAGAUGUCGGAAGAGAAGCCACUAUACCUGUCGUGGAUGUUUGGGCGGCGCUCUGGAAUGCUUCAGGUCAAGAUGAAGCGGCGCUGAGCAAAUUCUUGUCUGAUGGUCUCCAUUUGAACCGAGACGGAUAUUCGAUCAUGUAUGAGCUCCUGAUAGAUACGAUUGCGACAAAUAUGCCAGAGCUCCACUACAACAAUCUUCAAUCUGUUUUUGUGCCCUGGGCUGAGAUCAAUUGGACGGCGCCAGGGCUCACGUUGAUGAAGCGAAAGGCCGAGGUGUUGUAAUUGAAAUACCAGGAAUGCGUGUGUAAAAGUAGACAAGCAUUUGCUGCCAACAGACAAGACGGGUGCCGGGAGGUCGGGCCGAUGACUUCACGGUCACGUGUAAAAUGAACAUCGUCAAACUCGCGUAAACAGAGAAAGGCUUGGCGUUUCACCAUUUCUCGGGUCAGGGAUAUCGCGACAUUGCUACGUAUACGUUGGAGGGCUUCAAGUCGACGGCUCUAGCUUGCCUGUCUUUCGUUCAUAUAUCAGCGGGAAGUUUCAGGACCCACAAGUGUCCAUAUUAGCCUGGUUUGCUUUUCCUUCCGUGACCA